Molecule: messenger RNA, 2952 nt
Organism: Protopolystoma xenopodis
Lineage: Eukaryota; Metazoa; Platyhelminthes; Monogenea; Polystomatidea; Polystomatidae
Source: the annotation of a GenBank genome assembly
AUGAAAGAUCACGUUACCUAUAUCCUGGUUGGUCUGGCCUGUCUUGGUUUGGUAAUUCUGAUUAACUUGAUCGCACUCUGGGCCUGUCAGCGAAACCGUAUUCGGCGCCUGUCCGUUGCUGCUGCAUCAAACGAACGGUCAAAAAAAACUCGCCGACCUCGUGAGAUUGACUCUCUUCGAUCAAGAAAGCAUCAAACUAAUAGGUAUUCUAUCAGUCAGGCUGAAGAGAUAACAGUAAUUCCUGGAUCGGCAUGCAGACGACUGGCACGCACCUACGACGACACGGCCGACGACAUCAGUGAGGCUUCAGCAGGUGAUUACGACGAUGAUGAGAAUGCAUCUGGAACGCUGAAUCGUGCAUGCAUGUUAAGGAAAGAGAGAGAAGAUGAAGACGAUGAAGAAGAAGGGGAGGGAGAUGAUAAACUGGAACGGGACAAGUGUGAAUCACGGACAGCCAUUGCUGCCGGCUGGUUCCUGGGGGGGCAUAGGCGCGGCUCCAGUCAGAAACCAGUUGGUAUGGAACGGAGACGAGAGUGCACCCGAGCUCGCACUAAAUCCACAACGAAGCUGUGUGCCUCACAACGUUUGGUUAACGGAAAAACGGACUUGCAACUUGGAUCUCCGGUAAACGCUCCUACAGCGCCAGGCUCUUUGAUAGGCCGUCUUGGUCAUCUUGAGUACGCCAAUUUUAUGGCGACAUCCAUUCCUUCCACAGUCACUGGCACUGCUUCUUCCUCUGACCUGAUAUCUGGGGUAUUCACAUCACAAUUUCAUUAUCCUGUACACCACAGCCAACUUCCACAGCAACAUCACCAUCAAUUACCAGAGCAACUGACUCCGUCUCCGAUAGUUGCAUCUGGAUCUCCGACUUUUUACUCGGCCCUCGGACACCCUGUUUCCCCAACUGGUACCACUGGUAGUAUCAGUUUGAGCACCAAUGGUAGCCUUGCUAGGCCUGCCCUCGCUGAUAGCCUCCUAGCUUGUCAGCCAUAUUCCAGCCUCCUUAAUUGCCAGCAUCUUCGGAUUGAUUCGUCGAGUCAGGCUUUGGGAACACCUUGUCUCGGAAGCAGUCCAACUACAUCACCUUCACAGGCCACGGGGUCAGCAAAAACAGUGCCAAUGCCGCCGCCAUACUCAGCCCUCUUCGAUGGCUCAUCGACAAAUGCACUUCUCGGUUGGCAAACGGGUGGUCUUCAGAACACUCUUCAUUCUGGUCAUUCUAAUCCUCUUUGUCAUCCGGGCCACCCAGGAUACUUGCAUCACGCCCAUCAUCCGCAUUCAACACCUCCGCCACACCAAGCAGUCGGAGCACUUACUGCGGGGCUUAGUUGCAGCAGCGUAGCCAGUGCGGCAAGUGGCGGCAGCUCAGGAAACAAGGGUAACAGCGGCAGUGGAGGUGCCUGUUCUUUAGCUACUCCUGGUACUGGCGGGAUGUGCGGCAGUGGAUUGUUGGUCUAUACCUCCGGACUGACAGGGGCUCGUGCUGGUCUAAGCUCUUUUCCUUUUGCCUCUCAGACGAUGACAGGAAAUGCACGAUCUACUCCUCCAUGUCAAUUACCUUAUCCGGUUCCUGUAGUCAGGGAUUGGCGAACAACUUUACAUGGUGACGAUACCCCACUUCAACAGCAUCAGUUUAGCUCUGGACUUGGAAUAAGAAUAGCUUCCUGCUCAACUGGCACUUCUUGGAUGGACCAGCCUUCCGUUUCAUUUGCUCCAAUGAACUCAUUUGCCAUCCAGCCGAUUCUCGGGGAUGCCGGAGUUGUCCGUAGCGGAGUCGUUGGAGGAGUUGGCUAUGGGAGUGGCCUGGAUUCGUUUGGGACAACUGAGGGAUGUAAUGACGAGGGUGCAGCCAUACCUGGGCUCGAAGUGCCUAUGUCAUCGUCAUUUGCAUAUUUGCAACAGCAUCAUCAGCAUCAGAAACUUCUACAAGAACUUCCCCAUGCUGUACCAACCCCAACGAUGCAACAGACAGUAUGGUCCUCCGGUCUUUCUUCUACACGCACAACUAUACCCUCUUGCGACAUCUCUGAUCAUAUCUGUCGAUAUCAGGACAAACCCAGCAACAACAUCGAUUGUGUAAGAGAGAUCAACGACAUUGAUAGUGGUACCGGAAUUUCUGCAAUGACGAAUACUAGGACUGUUGGUGCCCUUGGCGUCUUUGGUGGUGAUGCACGUGGUGUUUUUGCUGAUGUCAGUGAUAUUGGUGGUGGCAGUGGAACGCCUAAGGGAAGUUCAGCUGUCAGUGAGUUGCCCUGUUCAUUUCCUGGGCCUCGACAUCCCAAUUUGGGGCGACCCUUCUUACUCCAGUUAUCUACGUUUAAACGAAGUCCAACUAGCGGCCUUGGCGAAACGGUUAGUGGUUCCAGUGGGAGCCCGACUGCCGGUUUGCCUGAUGGCUCAGCCUUAGCCAGAACCGUCAGUUUGGCUUAUCCUAAGGCUGUCGGGCUGCAUUCACCCGGUAUGAUGCAAAAGCAGCAUUUGCAACUGCAACCAUCUGGCAGUAGUGCUUUGCUCAAAUCCGACCUGCCGGUUUUCGCUGGUGGUGGCGCCUUAUGCGAUUCGCCCUUCGAUACAGAGUUACAACCCGUACUAAUUGGGCAACCGACAAUACACACAUCAUUGGGCCAUGGAAUGAAUACAUCACCGAAUGUUCUACAUCUUGAUAUUGCUAAAACUCGAGAACCUAGUCUCGUAUUGCCAGCGUAUCCUCCAGUCGAUCUUUUGUCACCGGGUCUAGACUCACUUAAUUUGGUCACGCAACGACAUAAAAUUCAUCCAGCUUGUGGACCACAGCAGCUCGAGGUUUCAGGACCAAGAUCGAUCUCGCAAAUAUUGGUCUCUGACCGGGAAGGCUUUGCGUCUGUCGAUAAGGACGAUAGGCCAAACAAGAAAGAUCUAAUUGAUGACAUCCAGGUAUUUUCACCGUUUUUGUCUAUUCUACAACUCCUUUAG